GCAAGUCGAGUAAAGUAUUUCGUGGCUGUCUGUUGCGAUUGCAGCUUUACGACGUCGAACCUUCCUUGUGUUUGUUGACGGGCAUUCUUUGCUGCACAGAGGCGGGUGCGUAUCUUCGCUGCAACCAGAUAAUGGUCCGAAUCUAUAUUUGGUCCUCGGAGCGUACGCACGUCUAAAACACUGGAGACAUGUCUUCCGUCUAUCACAACGUGAUCGAUUUGGUUACGCGUGUUUCGAUCAGGAGACAGCCAAGUAGCUUGGUGUAUUUUCUUUUGCUGGAAUCUGGUACUACAGACGACCAUAAUUCGGGCCCCAGCGAAGUCGAUCAGCCUCAGGCCGUUUGGCGAUGUUUCGUCAUUGAGGCUGAUUUUUCCGCCUGUUCUGCCAAAGGCACCUUCUUUACCCACCCUGGCGUUAAAAUCACCAAGCACGAUUUUGACAUCGUGGCGGGGGAAGCGCUCGUAGGUACGUUCUAGGCGCUCAUAGAAAGUAUCUUUGGUCACAUCGUCCUUUCUCUUCCGUUGGGGCGUGGGCGCAAAUAAGCGAUAUGUCGAAGAACCUCGCUUUUAUGCGGAUUGUGGCUAGACGUUCAUCCACCGGGGUGAAUGCCAGGACUCGGCGACGGAGUCUCUCUCCCACCACAAAUCCAACACCAAAUUUGCACUCCUUUAUAUGGCCGCUGUAGUAGAUGUCACAAGCACCCACCUUCUUCCGUCUUUGUCCCGUCCAUCGCACUUCUUGGAUGGCGGUGAUGUCAUUAUCCUUAAAACGUUUGCAGGGGUCGUCAUCAAAAGGGGGCUGUCUCAUCCGAGGCUUUCGAUUUUUCAUUGAUACUUCGUUUUUAUGUGGUGGGUCCCAAACCCUACGCACAACCGCAGGAGCGGGUUCGCCUUCUCACUUUAGCUCGCAUUCAAACGGAUGUUUGUUAGCUACCCAGAGGAUACUUGGUCGUGAGUUGCUUGAAUCAUGUGGAGAAGAAUCGUUUCUGGCCACUCCCAAGUGAAUGACCAUCAAAAACUUUCCUCACUUAAGGUUAGUUUCCAGCUCUCAAGAAAAGCAAAAACUCCAUACAAAAAAACACUAAAGAAAAGCUCAAGAAGUUUUCUUGUAUUAAAUUUUCUUGUGGCAACAUACAGCUCUCAAGAAAUUCAGUAAUUAUAUUUUCUACUUUUAUUUUAUAAAUUGUGGAUAGGCAACACUGGUUUUGCGAAGAAACAUAACAGUUUCUAUAUAUUUCUGAAGUAAAUUGAGCGGGAAGAAGAAGCAAGUUUGUGGUUUUAUUUGAAUUUGAUUUGAAUUUUAUAUAUUCUUUGGCUUAAACAUUAGAAAUGGAAGACUCAAUACCUACAACAAAGCGGCAAAGGCGAAUUGGAAAUUUCACUACAGGUGAAAAACAAAACUUAAUUAAAGAAGUGGAAGAUGGCCCCGAAUAUGGGACAUUACUAACGUUUUGCAUUCAAAUAAAAAUACUGUGGAGCAGGCCUGGGUCCACAUAAGCAAUUCCCUUGGCAAAACUGUUAGUGAGUGCAAAGCUGGGUGGAUUAGCUUACGGGAGAGCUAUCGCUAUCACGCCAAAGUGGCCCGCAAGCACAAAAGUGGUAGCGCUGGUGGAGAAACGCUGGAGGAGCCUUUGUUUUCAGAUACUGUUAAUUGGGAGUUUGCUGAAGAAAUGGCAUUUUUGCCAAAUGUAUCACAGAAACGAAAGUAAAACUUUCACAAGUCCAGUUUUUGAAGAUUUCGAUUCAUCUUCCCCCAUAAAUAGAGCGGAUGUGGAGGAGUUAAAUGUUCCGCAAUAUGAUUAUAAUCCAACACCCACCACAAGUAAGCGGAAAUUUAGCGGAAGCCAAAAUGAUGAGGCAUGGAGUCGAUUCAAUAACAUCUUGAAGAAACAAGAGGAUUUGGUAGCAGGAAAGAAGAACUCACCAUAUGCACAAGUCCUUGCUGGUUUUGACUGGUUGUUGAAUAAGCUUCCACGGUCAGUUGGUGAUGAUAUGUGUAUGGAAUUUAACAGUAUGCUGUUACAGCAAGUAAAUGAACUUAAAACAAAAAAAUAGAAUAAGGAACAGAAAUAAAACUAACAAUUAACUUUUUAUACACUUUUACCUUAUGAUUAGUUAUGAAAUAAAUAAACAUGAA
Messenger RNA from Zeugodacus cucurbitae (melon fly), 2136 nucleotides. RefSeq lists its product as uncharacterized. The record is from RefSeq and is a predicted model, not a curated record. The coding region runs from base 1686 to 2054 and encodes 122 amino acids. Lineage: Eukaryota; Metazoa; Arthropoda; Insecta; Diptera; Tephritidae. The transcript is spliced from 4 exons.